AAGGUCUGUAGAGUCCCGGGGUUUAAAUUGAGUUAAAUGAUCCCGGUCCCAUAUCUUGGCUGGCCUCUCACUUUUACUCUAUCUCUUGCUUAUUUUCCCCAUUUCUUACCUGUGAAACUUUCAGCUCUUGUUGGAUUUCCAGCUAAAUAAAAUCCUAGACAUUUGAGAACAACUGGAGGCUACCACCCACGGAGCUUUUCACGGACCUGGUUUUCAGCUGAUCACCUCUCACUGCUGCUCCUGAUCUCUUUGAUUCUCUGGAUUGAGUGCUGCCUGCGCUGGCUGUGCAGCUGCUUUCCUCACACACGGGAGUUGGUACAGCGGCCGUGGUUUUAAUAGGACAAGAAACAAGGAGUCACCAUGAUUCGAGAAGCUGUAUCAAACAUUUUAAAUUUCCACGAUUAUAUACUGAUGAGGACUGACGUCAGAAUCAGAGACUACCCACUGAUGCAGGACCCUAUACAUAUGACCGCCAUCCUGUUGGCCUAUGUCUUCCUCUCAAUUUACGUUGGACCUCGCCUGAUGGCAAACCGCAAACCCCUCUGUCUCAACACAUCCAUGAUUGUCUACAACCUCAGCAUGGUUUUACUGAAUGCCUACAUAGUGUAUGAGUUCAUGAUGGCUGGAUGGGCCACCACCUACACAUGGAGAUGUGACCUCGUUGACACCUCAACCCGGCCAGAGACUUUACGGAUGAUUCGAGUGUGUUGGUUGUUUUAUUUUUCAAAAUACAUUGAACUUCUUGACACACUAUUCUUUGUGCUGAGGAAGAAACAUAGCCAGAUCACAUUUCUCCACGUGUUUCAUCACUCCUUCAUGCCCUGGACGUGGUGGUGGGGCAUCACCCUGACUCCUGCUGGAGGAAUGGGCUGCUUCCAUGCCAUGGUGAAUGCUGCCGUCCACGUCAUCAUGUACUUCUACUACCUACUUUCUGCAGCAGGACCACGCUUCCAGAAAUACCUGUGGUGGAAGAAGUACAUGACCGCUAUUCAGCUUACACAGUUUGUUCUGGUCUCCGUCCACAUCAGCCAGUACUACUUCAUGGAGAAGUGUGACUACCAGAUUCCCAUGUGGAUCCACCUGAUUUGGAUGUAUGGCGUCUUCUUCUUCCUCCUCUUCUCCAACUUCUGGAUCCAGGCCUACAUUAAGGGAAAGCGACUUCCUGCCGUAAAGGACAAGCCAAAACAGAACGGCACAACCAGUGAACCUAUCGCUGUGGUGGCCAAUGGGAAACACCUGGAGAAUGGAAAUGCACACCACCACACCAACGGCAAAAUCCUCCUGGGCAAAGUAAAGGAAAUCUGACUUGGUAACUCUGGAAAUGAGAAAAUGAGAAAAUAAGAAGAAGAAGAAGAGGAGGCUCUAUAGAGCUACCUUGAAAAUAUUAUUCAUCAUUCAUAUCUAGUAGCAUAUUGGAAUGGCACAGAUUUCAAUAUGUUACUUCUAAACUUUAUAGUUUCUAUAUAAAUCUUUCUUGUGCACUUGUUGGGAUAUGUGUUUUGGUGGUGAUCUCUACUUGCCACAUUGUGUUUGUUAGUCGUUGUAAAAAAUAUUAACUGUGAUAAACACUGUAUGAAGAUCGGUGCUCACUUUGUCACUGAUGGUAUUCUUCAACUCGGGUUGGGCCACACAAGCUUGACCUACACUACUGUUUGGCUGGCAUGACCGUUGUUGCUGGGAAGUAGCGCACAGUUUCCACUGAAGACCAGCACAUAUGAAUAACGGGUACAAAGUUUAUGCCAAAAAGAUUGUCGAAGAUUUAGUUUUGUUCUGUUUUUAUUUAUCUUUUGAAAUAAAACAUUUUUUAGAUAAAGGUCUGAGUCAUUUGGAAAGCAGCGAUGGUGUGCAGUCUGUAAGAAACCUCAAUUUUUCAAUUUUAAGAAUUGUGAAAAAGAAAUGUUAUACUGUAUAUUACAGUAUUGAUGCAUUCAGCAUUUUUGCAUAAUUAGGUAGUGACAUACACGGUUAUAUUAAUCCAUUCUGAGUUUUGCAACACUGUAUGGUCUAUUCUCUCAGCACUCUGCAUGAAGUUAAUCAAAAGUCCCUUCCAUUAAAUUAGAAUUAGAAAAAAAAGUGCGCUGUUUCUGAAUAUCACUGCAGAAUGUAUAUAUUGAAUGGUUUUUGCUGUUGUUCAUUAUACGUGCACUCAUGACAGUUGAAGGAUGAUCUAGUUUUGAAGCACUGCUAGCCUUUUAAAAAUUGGAUCUGAUAAUUGCCACUAAAAAUACAUAGUAAUGGAUGUUUUUGGGUAUCCAGAAGCUGUUUGUUACAAUUAACCCUCACAAUGUUCAAUAGAUUAACCUGUUUGACUCGAGCAGAAAUAAAAACUCGAUAAAUGUA
Messenger RNA from Sander lucioperca (pikeperch), 2340 nucleotides. RefSeq names its product ELOVL fatty acid elongase 1a (gene elovl1a). Lineage: Eukaryota; Metazoa; Chordata; Actinopteri; Perciformes; Percidae. Gene Ontology annotation, molecular function: fatty acid elongase activity. Bases 361 to 1305 code for a protein of 314 amino acids. The transcript is spliced from 8 exons. The record is from RefSeq and is a predicted model, not a curated record. Gene Ontology annotation, cellular component: endoplasmic reticulum membrane; endoplasmic reticulum. Gene Ontology annotation, biological process: fatty acid elongation, saturated fatty acid; sphingolipid biosynthetic process; very long-chain fatty acid biosynthetic process.